CUUACCCGUACACGCAACAGGUUCGCUCUCCCUCUCUCGAGAUCGUUACAGUUCGUCGGCUUUUGCGGGGCGCACAGGUUCCUCGACAGGUCGCUUUACGUGCUCGCUCGCGCCGCGCUCUCCUUCCCGUGUGGAGAGAAGAAUCGGAAAACAACAACAGAAACUGUAUCGAUCGCGCGCACACCGGAGUCUGGCCCAAGAAGGUCACGGUUAGAUCGCGACUAUCUCCAGCGGACAGUGUUUGUGCAAACGUCGAGCCAGCCGGGUUGGUGGCUUUCUAACUCUCCGCGAGCAGUCGGUGUUGAGGUCGUCGCGCAUAGUUCUGGACCUCUUCUGAGUGGUCAGACUUGAGCGUUCGCGUGUGUGUUGUUUUGUUUUGGGUUUUGGUGGGACACUGCUCUUUCCCGUCGGUACUGCCGCGUGAACUACCCGUGUGCAAUACAAGCAGCGAUCCUUGCGGUACCUGAACUGUUGAAAAGUUGUGAAGAGAUAGAGAGUUUUAUGGUUCUGAUCCAAGAUCAUCCUCCGAGGUUUGGGGAAAUGUGCGUGAAGCUAGUGUGAAGUUGUGAGUCAAACAAUUGUUUACAAGAAAAAAAAAGUUCAAGUGAUCAAGUUCUCAAAAGCAAAGAAGAUCAUGGAAACGUGCGUACUGAUUCCGCAGGAGUUUGCCCUCGCGGUGACCGGCGUCGGGGCGCGCAACUCCCGUGAGCAAACGGCCACCGUGUGGUCCAACACGGCGAUCCCCCAGGGCACCGUGUGCUACCCCUUCCAGGGCACGGUCCGGAUCGACAAUCUGGACCUGUACAGCUACGUGGACGAAGAUGAUAUUCGCCACCGGUUUGGGCUGUACGACGAGAUCACCACGGUCAACGGACGGCGGGUGCGCCACUGCAACUGGAUUCGCUUCCUGCGGGUGUCGGAAACGUACGGACCCCAGGUGAACGUGGUCUGCGUCAAGGUGAAAGGUGAACCGAUCUACGAGUGCGUCAAGCCGAUCCCGUCCCACCAGGAGCUCGUAGUGUACUACGUGCCGGAAGGCCCCGAAGAGCUGUUCUUCAUCCGGAUGCGCAGCCAGCUGUACCGACAAACGAUGGACUCGAUCCUCGAAGACUCCCCCCUCGAUCUCUCCACCUCCCUCCUAUCCCGCGUAAUGCUACCGAUCUCACCCCCGUCCGGCACCGAGGACGAACGCAAGUCCGUGUCCGGCGACAGCUCGAUUUCAAUCUCGUCCGGCGCCAGCGUCACCAGCGCCGCCGACCUGCAGGACCGCGAUCACCGGGAUUCAAUCCCGGCAGCGCCCACCUCCCGAAGUUCCCCGAAGGCGCGCCCGUCCCGCGGGGAACGCGCCAUGCUGCCCUGUGAGGUGUGCGGCAAGGCCUUCGAUCGUCCUAGUCUGCUGAAGCGUCACAUGCGGACGCACACCGGUGAAAAGCCGCACGUUUGCGGCGUCUGCGGGAAGGGCUUUAGCACGUCCUCGUCGCUGAACACGCACGUGCGCAUUCACAGCGGCGAAAAGCCGCACCAGUGUCAGGUGUGCGGCAAGCGGUUCACGGCGAGCUCGAAUCUGUACUACCACCGGAUGACGCACAUUAAGGACAAACCCCACAAGUGCAGCCUCUGCUCCAAGUCGUUUCCGACGCCGGGCGACCUCAAGUCGCACAUGUACGUCCACAACGGCUCGUGGCCCUUCAAGUGUCACAUCUGUUCGCGCGGCUUCUCCAAGCAAACGAACCUGAAGAAUCACCUCUUCCUGCAUACCGGUAAGUUGCCUAGAGGUGACAAACCGCACGUCUGCGAGGUGUGCAACAAGUCCUUUGCGUUGGCCUGCAACCUGAAAGCGCACAUGAAAACGCACGAGGAGGGCGGCGGAACGUCGAUCAGCGGCGCGGACGAGGAGCCACACCGGGCCACCUCCAGCCAGGGCGGCAGCAUGAUGGGCAGCCACAGCGAGGGCGAAGAAGAGUCGUCCAAUCCGGCGCCGUCGAUGCACCACCCGGCGGCAGUCGCGGCGGCGGCCGCCUUCGAAAAGGUCACCAAGGAGCAGCUCAACUUCUCCAAGCAUCUGCUCUUCUCGAGCUACACCAAACAGAUGCUGUCCGGAGUUGGGUAAAUCGAGUGAGAAUCAACGCCAGACCACCCCCACCCCCCCACUUCCAAAAUCGUCUAAAAGAGGCACCCCCCCCAAUGUAGAAUAUGUGUACUACUACGUGUAACUAAACUAUUACUAC
Culex quinquefasciatus (southern house mosquito) is the source of this 2228-nucleotide messenger RNA. RefSeq names its product zinc finger protein 177. Lineage: Eukaryota; Metazoa; Arthropoda; Insecta; Diptera; Culicidae. The transcript has 5 exons. Gene Ontology annotation, cellular component: chromosome; nucleus. Gene Ontology annotation, biological process: regulation of transcription by RNA polymerase II. The coding region runs from base 635 to 2110 and encodes 491 amino acids. Gene Ontology annotation, molecular function: chromatin insulator sequence binding. The record is from RefSeq and is a predicted model, not a curated record.